This is a messenger RNA of Owenia fusiformis, 1733 nucleotides long. Lineage: Eukaryota; Metazoa; Annelida; Polychaeta; Sabellida; Oweniidae. The record is from the annotation of a GenBank genome assembly.
UGUAUAUUAUAUAUGUAGCACAAUAGGUAGGCAUAUUUGCCCUUGGGGGUAUUUCAAUCAAUACCUUUUAGGUAAUGGCAAUAAGUGGAAAAAUAUUAUGUAUUGGGAUUUAGUUUCUGAAUAUAUGUAAAGAGGUAUUUAUGGCACUCUCUUUUAUUUUGACAUUUAGAGAUUUAAAGUUUAGAAGCUCAAUGAUUCAAAUAAACUGGUGCAGUGGUGCCUCUUAUUUGAUAAAAGCAGAACUCUUUAGAUUUAAGGAUAUAGGCAUGGAUAUUAUUUAGCUGCUCGGAUUUUGAGAAAGAAUAGCUAAAACAUUGAAUCAGAUUUAAUUAGGAAAAAUGGCUGCAUUCUUAGAUUUUUCUGAUGAAUCAUUUAGAAAAAAUCUAAAUGAGUUGUGUAAAUAUCCAGAUGUGAAAAAUCCAAAGGCAAAAGUAAAAAUCAACAUAAGUGGUCAUGUAUACGUUGUUUACCAGGAGACGUUAGACAAUAUACCUGGACAUCGCUUGUAUAAACUAACAAAAGAUGAUCCAUGUUAUGACAGUGAGAAUGAUGAAUAUUUUUUUGAAGCUAAUCCAGCCUUGUUUCCAUACAUUUUGGACUAUUUUAAACAAGGAUCCGUGCAUUUUCCCAAAUCGUUUUGCACUUUUACACUUCGAACGACAUUAGCUUUCUGGAAGAUUGAAGAUUCAGCUGUCCCUGUUUGUUGUUGGAAAGAGUUCACAAAAAGCAGCAUAGAAGUUCAAUACUACAUUAAAGUCUCCUCCAUCUUGAACUGGACAGGUAUUUUGCACAAGAGUCUGGAUGAUAAGGCAACUAAAUGGGCCCACCUGAAAAGAAAGAUCUGCAUCUUCUUGAAUGACCCAGCAUCAGGUUUUGGCUCAAAGAUUUGGAUGCUGUUCUUUCUGAUAAAUCUUCUGGCAUCACUAUUUGUCAUCACUGUGGAGAUGGAUGAGAAUUUUCGUGUCCCAAUUGAAACAAAGGGAAUAUUCAACGCCACUAACCCUAAGAUUGCAAAAAUUUUGGAAACAAACCUUCAUCCAACUUUACAAAUUAUAGAAAUAUGGACAACAAUUUUCUUUACUAUGGAAUGUAUGAUACAAGUGAUUGUCACCAAAUGUCGUUUCUGGUUCUUCAAACAGCCUGGGACUUACAUGGAUCUUAUAAGUAUCAUGGGGUCUUUUGUUGGAUUGGCUUUCAUGAUGUUUCCUGAAUUGUCUCAAAACAUUAGAUUGUCUCAAGAAAAGGCAAUGAUUAUUCUUGGAUUUGUUAACUUUGCCAGAUUUUUGAGAGUUUAUCGACUUAUUCGAUUGGCGAAUUACUAUAGAUCAUUCCGCAUACUAAUUGCUGCUCUUUAUGCCAGUAAGAUGGAGAUAUUCUUGCUAUGUUUCUUGUUAGUGACUGGCAUGGUUGUGUUUUCAAUUUUUAUCUUUUGGGCUGAGUUCCUCAUACAAGAUGGAUUUCCAUCAGUCUCAGUUGGAUGCUGGUGGGCAAUUGUUACUAUGACAACAGUUGGCUAUGGUGAUCUCCACCCUGAAUCAGUGGGUGGAUACUUUGUUGGAGCGUUGACAGCUGUUGUCGGUCUAAUUUUUACAGGACUCCCUAUUCCAAUAAUUGGUAAUACUUUUAAUGAAAUGUUCCAAGCUGCAAAGUUUGAGGAACACUGGAAUGAAAAUUUGAAAAAUCGUGAGAAAAACUCUGAUACAAAAAUUUCAAAAGCCAAGGUAGAGUCAAGU